Cornus florida is the source of this 583-nucleotide messenger RNA. Its product is annotated as protein RADIALIS-like 6. The record is from RefSeq and is a predicted model, not a curated record. Gene Ontology annotation, molecular function: DNA-binding transcription factor activity. The coding region runs from base 41 to 298 and encodes 85 amino acids. Lineage: Eukaryota; Viridiplantae; Streptophyta; Magnoliopsida; Cornales; Cornaceae. The transcript has 2 exons.
GUUUCAAUAUAUCUUCUGAUCUGAUCUGCAUUGUAGCGAAAUGGGUUCGAGUUCAACAUGGACUGCAAGGCAAAACAAGCUGUUUGAGAAUGCACUGGCCAUCUACGACAAGGACACACCGGACCGCUGGCAAAAUCUGGCUAGGGCUGUGGGUGGGAAUAAGACCGUGGAGGAAGUGAAGAAGCACUAUGAGAAGCUUGAGGAGGACAUCAAGCACAUCGAGUCCGGGCGCGUGCCCUUACCCAAUUAUAAACCAAUUGGGUCCGAAACAAACUCCUGGAUGAGAAACGGAGCCUGAAGUAUGUAAUGAAAGCUUGAAAUUAGCAAGAAUCAGAAUGCAUAGGGAAGGGAGAGAAUCCAACGCAUUACAACUAAAAAGCAAAAUGCAGUAUGUCAAUCGCAGGAAUCAAAACUUGGUUAAGGUGUUUUUUUUUUUUUUUUUUUUUUUUUUUUUUUUUUUUUGGGUGUUGUUUUUUUUUAGUGGUUCUAUAUCAAUUUACUAAAGGAGAGUCAACAGCGACUCACAAUAUGCUCAAGUUCUCAUGUUGCAGUGGAAUAAAUAUAUAUAUUCUGCUUUUGUGGA